GGCUUCAUAAAGAUCUACAAGCAGUUCUUCCCCCAGGGUGACCCGUCGAAGUUCGCCUCCCUCGUCUUCAGAGUCUUCGACGAGAACGCCGACGGCACGAUAGAGUUCGAGGAGUUCAUAAGAGCGCUCUCGGUGACGUCGCGCGGCAACCUGGACGAAAAGCUUCACUGGGCCUUCCGUUUGUACGACGUGGACAACGACGGUUUCAUCACGAGAGACGAGAUGUACAAUAUAGUCGACGCGAUAUAUCAGAUGGUUGGGCAGCAGCCGCAGGCCGAGGACGAGAACACCCCGCAGAAGAGGGUCGACAAAAUCUUCGACCAGAUGGACAAGAACCACGACGACAAGCUCACGCUCGAGGAAUUCCGGGAGGGUAGCAAGGCCGACCCGAGGAUCGUCCAGGCGCUCUCGCUGGGCGGCGAGUAA
Messenger RNA from Wasmannia auropunctata (little fire ant), 426 nucleotides. RefSeq names its product frequenin-1. NCBI's taxonomy places the organism in Eukaryota, Metazoa, Arthropoda, Insecta, Hymenoptera, Formicidae. The record is from RefSeq and is a predicted model, not a curated record. Gene Ontology annotation, molecular function: calcium ion binding; calcium sensitive guanylate cyclase activator activity. The transcript is spliced from 4 exons. The annotation marks the transcript as partial.